Peniophora sp. CBMAI 1063 is the source of this 1311-nucleotide messenger RNA. The record is from the annotation of a GenBank genome assembly. Lineage: Eukaryota; Fungi; Basidiomycota; Agaricomycetes; Russulales; Peniophoraceae.
AUGAAUCUUCCGGACGCACCCUUCCCGUUGCGACUUGCAGAGUUUGCUGCAACCGCCCACAUAUGUGAUGGCAAGGCUGCGCCUGAAUGGAAGUCCCACGGUCUUGUCGACUGUAGCUUCUGGAGGCAUGCUCGCGAGGCGGAGGCGGCCGGGGUAUUUGGUUUAGAAACCAGUCUCGGAAUCUGGCCGCAACCACGUCUUCAGCCGGACACUUCGAAUUAUCGAAUUUCUGACUUCGCGGAGAUUGCGAUAGAUAGAGCCACUGGCAAGAUGUUGUUCAUUGUGUUUUUGGUGGAGAUUAAACGUCCCCUGUUUUUCGUGGACAAUCUUGAAGGGCUUCGCGACGUGAUGCGCGAUAGUGCUCUGAAGAAAGAGCGUGAAAAUUAUGAUACACUCUUUGUGGACAAGCUGCGGUGGCAGGCAUCGAAACAGGCCGAGCACGGCUUUAUGGAGUAUCCGAAUCAGAACGUCCUCCCUGUGCUUUGCUCCUCUGGCCUCAUCGGCUCCGUCAUCAUUUUCGUCCGGAAGGGCUCAGCGUUUGAAGAGACAGUUGCUAGGCUGGAUGCCCUUGACGAUGUCUGGACGUGGCGUCGUCCAACGGAGUAUUCUGUCCAAAACAAGCGCACUACCAAUAUCAACAACACGAUGGCUAGCCUUCAACAGGAAACCGAUUGGACGAGCCUUCCGCUCGAUGAGCGCGACGCACGUACGAGCACCUUCAAAGCGAAGUUGGAUCCGUGUAGUAUGCAGGGCUACGUUCUCCUGCACGGCUUUGACCUCUAUCAAUUCACCGAUGGCGAGACAGGGCUCGUGCCCUCUGCCCUGAUGAGGUUUGCACUCGACAUAAUGUGUCGUGUCCACCCUCAAUAUUCCGACCAUCCCAUCGAUGAAGGGGGCUAUUUUUGUGGCACCGGUAUAACUACGACUCUGGGCGAUGACGAGGCCGAUGCCCUCCUACGGGUUUCCAUACCAUAUACACCGUACACAUUGGAGAUACAGCAGAAAGCAUUACUCAGACCGUUUCGCAGGUCCAGGACGAUUGUGUCAGCCAGGCCUCGACAAGGGCGGUUAUCUGAGAUUACUGCUCCGGGGUCUUCGAAACAAAACUCCCACGCGAAGGUUAAGAAGGGCAGGGCGAAUCUGAAACGGAAGGUCGGGGUGCGGAAUGUCGGUCCGUCUAGAGGCGCGAACAAGACAGUGAAGGUUGUAGGCAAACAGCGGGAAGUAGGAUUGAAGGGAGAGGAAGACGAGGAGGAAGACACGGAGGAAGACACGGAGGAAGACACGGAGGAAGACACGGAGGAAGAGUAG